AUGCCCACAGAUUCGGAAUGUGAGUGUGACCUGGUGUCUAAGGAAUGGCUGUUAGCAAAGCUAAGGUCAGAUGAGAGAGAUACAGUUCUGAUCGACUGUCGAGGGUCUAAUGAAUAUUCCGUGUCUCACAUACGUUCUGCCGUGAACUUCUCUAUACCAAGUAUUAUGUUGCGACGGUUAGCUGCGGGAAAAAUAGAGCUUGCCUCAACUGUUCAAUGCAAGGAGCUAAAGGCGAGAAUUACACAUUGCUGCUCUCGGGGAACCUUUGUAUUGUACAGCGAUGGGGCACCACGAGAUCCUGAUUCCGUGCACGGUAUUCUGCUGAGGAGACUUAAACAAGAUGGCGUGCAAGUCGUCUGCCUUGAAGGCGACUUUAUGGAGUUCCGGCGCGCGUAUCCGGAAUGGUGUAGCGAGGCCGGCGCGCAGCACGUGCCCCAUCUGCCGCUCAUGGGACUUCGAUCAUUACGUAUCUCGGGCUCGGGCUGCGAGGAGGCGCUUUCCUCGGGCUCCUCGUCCGAGUGCGAAGACAUGCACAUGCACACGCAGCAGGAGUUCCCCAUAGAGAUCCUGCCUAACCUAUACCUCGGCAACUCUACCAACAGCGAAGACUGCGACGCGCUCGCCAGGCACAAUAUUAAGUAUGUGUUAAACGUAACACCGGAUCUUCCGAACACGUUUGAGGCGCAGGGCUGCGGCAUCAACUACCUUAAGAUUCCCAUCGCCGACCACUGGAGUCAGAACCUCGCCGUGCACUUCCCACAGGCCAUACGGUUUAUAGAGGAGGCGAUGUCGGCGCGGGUGGGCGUGCUGGUGCACUGCGUGGCGGGCGUUUCGCGCUCGGUGACGGUGACGCUGGCCUACCUGAUGCAGCGCCACCGGCUGUGCCUGCGCGACGCCUUCGAGCUGGUGCGCAGCCGCAAGACCGAUAUCGCGCCCAACUUCCACUUCAUGCGCCAGCUGCACUCCUUCGAGCGAGACCUCGGCCUCCACGAGCACAGCGCCAGCCUGAGUAAGGUGCUGGAGGAGCUGGGCGUGCGUGAGGCGGCUGCGGGCGGCGGGGCGGGGACGGGCGCCGGCGCGGUGGUUGCGGGCGGCGCGGGGUGCGGGUGCGCGGCGCCCGGUGGCGUGUCGCCCGACUCCGGCAUCGAGUUCGACCGCUGGAGCGCGGCGCGCGACACCCCGCAAUGA
Parnassius apollo (apollo) is the source of this 1188-nucleotide messenger RNA. NCBI's taxonomy places the organism in Eukaryota, Metazoa, Arthropoda, Insecta, Lepidoptera, Papilionidae. The record is from the annotation of a GenBank genome assembly.